CCCUCCCUGCCGGGCGGGCGCGAUGGCGGAAGCUGCGGCGACGGGCGCCAGCGGGGAGGCGGCGGCGGAAGGCUGCUCGGGCCCGGCGGGCUGGUCUCUGAGCGGGGGUUUCUCGAGCUACCGGCCCUUCGAGCCCCAGGCGUUGGGCCUCAGCCCGAGCUGGCGGUUGACGGGCUUCUCCGGCAUGAAGGGCUGAGGCUGUAAGGUCCCCCAGGAGACGCUGCUCAAACUCCUGGAGGGACUGAAGCGGCCAGACUUGCGGCCCCCGCUGGGCCGGGGCCUGGUCGGAGGCCAGGAAGAGGCGGCACAGGAAGCCGGCCUGCCAGCCGUGCCGGGCCCCAGCCCGCCCUUCCCAGCCCUGGGCAUUGGGAUGGACUCCUGCGUCAUCCCCCUGAGACAUGGGGGCCUGUCACUGGUGCAGACCACGGACUUCUUUUACCCCUUGGUGGAAGACCCCUACAUGAUGGGGCGCAUAGCCUGUGCCAACGUGCUGAGCGACCUCUAUGCCAUGGGCAUUACUGAAUGUGACAACAUGUUGAUGUUACUCAGCGUCAGCCAGAGUAUGAGUGACGAGGAGCGAGAGAAAGUAACACCACUCAUGAUCAAAGGCUUUCGAGAUGCGGCUGAGGAAGGAGGGACUGCGGUGACUGGUGGACAAACGGUGGUCAACCCUUGGAUUAUCGUCGGUGGAGUUGCCACUGUGGUAUGUCAACCAAAUGAAUUCAUAAUGCCCGACAGUGCAGUUGUUGGGGAUGUGCUCGUGUUAACCAAACCCUUAGGAACCCAAGUUGCUGUCAAUGCCCACCAAUGGCUGGAUAAUCCUGAAAGGUGGAAUAAGAUAAAGAUGGUGGUUUCCAGAGAAGAGGUAGAGCUGGCCUAUCAGGAAGCUAUGUUCAAUAUGGCUACCCUAAACAGAACUGCUGCUGGAUUAAUGCACACUUUUAAUGCCCACGCGGCCACAGAUAUCACAGGCUUUGGCAUUCUAGGACACUCUCAGAACCUUGCCAAACAACAAAGAAAUGACGUGUCCUUUGUCAUUCAUAAUCUGCCAAUCAUUGCCAAGAUGGUUGCCAUCAGCAAGGCUAGUGGGCGGUUUGGACUUCUUCAGGGAACCUCUGCUGAAACCUCUGGGGGAUUACUGAUUUGUCUACCAAGAGAACAGGCGGCUCGCUUUUGUUCUGAAAUCAAAUCUUCCAAGUAUGGGGAGGGUCACCAGGCAUGGAUCGUCGGCAUUGUGGAAAAGGGAAACCGGACGGCCCGAAUCAUUGACAAGCCUCGAGUUAUUGAGGUCCUACCUCGUGGGGCCACUGCUGCGGCUCUUGUUCCUGACAAUUCCAAUGCUUCCUCUGAGCCUAGCUCAUGAGGUGGAAUAGCACAAAUUGUUUGGCCCUUAGAGCCUUUGUACAAGAUCAUGAACAAUUCUCAAGAGUUGAUUUUAAGAAAUUUCCAAAGAAGGCUGCCUGCAUAGUGGUACCAGCUGCUGUUUGUAGGUGAUUUGAAUCAGCCCAUCAAAAACUGAGUCUAUGCACAUUCUGAGGCCAGAACUAACUUUUGAACUUUGAGAGAAUGUUUAUUCAUCUCUUGAGCAGGAGUGGAAAAACCUCUGUUUCCUCCUUCCAAAGCAAGAUGAGGCUAUUCCAGUUGGAAGGAUUUUUCUUUGCACUGAGUUGAUUAAUUUCUGCACAGGGAGUGAGAUUACUUAUUAAGGUUACAUUACACACACCAAAAAAAAAAAAAAUUGCAAAAUGAAAAAACUUUAUAUCAGAGGCAAAUGAGUUUGGACCAAUACUGUUGAUAAUAUAAAUUGUUAAGAGAGCUCUUAUAAUGCUUGUCAAAUUCUUUAUUAGAUUUUUCCAAAGUACUGGUUCUUUCCCGCUAUGGACAAGAAUUGAGCAGCUUGUCCAAUGACUGGGAAAGGAGGACCUGCAACCAUCUGACUUGGUCUCUGUUAAUGAUGUCUCUUUCUCUAAACCCCAUAAGGACUGGAAGAGGCAGAGUAAGCCCCAGAGCCCAGGUCUUGGUGUUUAUUAAGAUGUUAAGUCUUGUGCUGAAAAUUCCUGGUGAUUUAAUAAAUAAAGAGUAAUUUCUAGCUAAAUAAAUAAAAGGGACUUUAUUGAAAAACU
This is a messenger RNA of Galeopterus variegatus (Sunda flying lemur), 2123 nucleotides long. It is a transcript of the gene SEPHS2, whose product is annotated as selenophosphate synthetase 2. Gene Ontology annotation, cellular component: cytoplasm. NCBI's taxonomy places the organism in Eukaryota, Metazoa, Chordata, Mammalia, Dermoptera, Cynocephalidae. The record is from RefSeq and is a predicted model, not a curated record. Gene Ontology annotation, molecular function: selenide, water dikinase activity; ATP binding. Gene Ontology annotation, biological process: L-selenocysteine biosynthetic process. The transcript has a single exon.